Messenger RNA from Racocetra persica, 336 nucleotides. The record is from the annotation of a GenBank genome assembly. NCBI's taxonomy places the organism in Eukaryota, Fungi, Glomeromycota, Glomeromycetes, Diversisporales, Gigasporaceae.
AUGGCAGAUGCUCAAAAAAAGCAAUCGUUCCCUUCAAUCGAACACAAAAAAAAAAUCUUGUGGGGAAUUUUUGCCAAAUUAGACCAAGCUUCAAAGGGCUGUGGAGAAUUGGAUUUGCCUCUCUUUGGGGAAAUUUUACUAAGCAAGUUAGAAAAGAUAGAGUCUGAAUUUGAACCUAAUAAUGUCGAUGUUUCCUACCAAAUAAAUGAAAUUGAGUUGGAGCAAAGAAAAAAGAUAGAAGCAAUAAUUAAAUCUUUAUUUCCUACUAAUCCUCCCACCAUAAGUUUUCCCGAAAGCAGUAUAAAUCCGGAAACUGGUGAUAUUGAUUGGGGUUGA